CUGGUAACACUGGCCCUACUGCAAGACGAAGCGAACAACAAUAACAAAUAAACAAUUAGUGCGACAAAAUCAAGUGCGCGCAAGUACUUAGACCUAGGGAAAACGCGGCAGCGCCAACGGCGAGUCCAAUGCAAUAUUCCACCCACCAAUUUAAUUGCCAGGAAAACGGAAUCAAUCAAGAACCCUCACACACACACACGCUAGCAGGAGACAACAAACACAGACGCAAGUUGUAGGAGCAGCAGCAGCAGCGAAGAAGAAGCAGAAGAGCGACAGCUCCCCGAGGCGCUGAAGGUCACUCAACAAAAGGCAGUAGCAGGAGGAGGAGACGGACCACACAUACAGCCCCUAAAUGGCCGAUGGAAAUGGGCUGCCAGCGGGUGCAGCAGCUUCCGGCGGCAUGGAGGCCGGCGGACAAACAGUGAAUGGAGCCACGACGUCUUCCAGCCCCAAUCCCACCUCAAAUGGCGGUUCGGGAUCGGGUUCGGUGUCGGGGGCCAGUGGGAGUGCCAAUCAAGGAUACUAUCAAUUAAGCGUGACAAUCGAGGAGGCUUCUCUGCGCAACAAUGGCUUCCUGAAGCCGAAUCCCUACGUGGAGCUCUUGAUCGACAACAAGAGCAAGCGAAAGACGGACCUGGUUAAGAACAGCUAUCUGCCCAAGUGGAACGAGGAGUUUACAGUGCUGAUCACGCCCAACUCCACGCUGCACUUCAAGGUGCUGGAUCACUCCAGUUUCCGCAAAGAUGCCAUGCUGGGCGAACGUAGCAUUAACCUGGCGCACAUCCUGCAGCACUACAAUGGGCGCUGCGAGUUCCUCGAGCUGACCAUUGACCUGUUCGUCACCAGCAAGUCGGACAACCGGCAGACAAAGAGCGGCGAGCUGGUGGCCAUCCUCAAUGGCCUCAAACUGGACAUGAGCAAGCUGCAGAUCCAGGGAGCGGCGGUCCAACAGAAUGGCAAUACACCCGUCCAAGCGGUUAAUCCGGCAAUGGUCAGCGAUGCGGCCGCCGGCCGUAGCUGCAUGAUUUACGGCGGAGUGCGUGCACGGAUGCGACUGCAUUCGAGCAGCGGCAAUAUCAAUGGCGGAGAGAACCGCUCACCCUUGGCCAAUGGUGGUACGGUUCCCAGAAGAUCUGCGCCAGAUCCACCUGUGUGGGAACAGCAGCAGCAAUCGCAGGCUCAGCCGCAGCCCCUGAGAAUGGUCAAUGGGAGUGCAGCGGCGGCGGCGGUGCCACAGACAGCAUCGUAUCCCCAACAGCCGCCAGCUCCUGCACUUGCACGACCCCUGACGCAAGUCUACGGAGCGCUACCGGAGAACACUACGCCGGCUGCGGUUUAUUUGCCAGCUGGAGGACCGGCUGUGGCAGGUGCCGCAGUUGUGGGAGGUCCCAUGGAGCAGACCGUGGGGGGACUGCCGGUGAGCCAAAGCACGGAUCCGCAACUGCAGCCACAGCCGGCGGAUGAUGAGCCAUUGCCCGCUGGCUGGGAAAUUCGCCUGGAUCAGUAUGGCCGGCGGUACUACGUGGAUCACAACACCCGUUCCACCUACUGGGAGAAGCCGACACCGCUGCCCCCUGGCUGGGAGAUAAGGAAGGAUGGACGGGGCCGUGUCUACUAUGUCGAUCACAACACCAGGAAGACCACCUGGCAGCGGCCGAACAGCGAGCGUCUGAUGCACUUCCAGCACUGGCAGGGACAGAGGGCCCAUGUGGUGUCUCAGGGCAACCAGCGGUAUCUCUAUUCCCAGCAGCAACAGCAACCAACAGCAGUGACCGCCCAGGUCACGCAGGACGACGAGGAUGCACUGGGUCCUCUGCCCGAUGGCUGGGAGAAGAAGAUCCAGUCGGACAACCGGGUGUACUUUGUGAACCACAAGAACCGCACCACCCAGUGGGAGGACCCGCGCACCCAGGGCCAGGAGGUCAGCCUAAUUAACGAAGGCCCCCUGCCGCCUGGUUGGGAAAUCCGUUACACGGCCGCCGGCGAGCGUUUCUUUGUGGACCACAAUACGCGUCGGACCACCUUCGAGGAUCCGCGACCGGGAGCACCCAAGGGAGCCAAGGGUGUCUAUGGCGUGCCGCGUGCCUAUGAGCGCAGCUUCCGCUGGAAGUUGUCGCAGUUCCGGUAUCUGUGCCAGAGCAACGCUCUGCCGUCGCACAUCAAGAUCACGGUUACGCGUCAAACGUUGUUCGAGGACUCUUACCACCAGAUCAUGCGACUGCCCGCCUACGAGCUGCGGAGGCGUCUAUAUAUCAUCUUCCGCGGCGAAGAGGGCCUGGACUACGGCGGUGUGUCGCGUGAGUGGUUCUUCCUGCUCUCGCACGAGGUCCUGAAUCCCAUGUACUGCCUGUUCGAGUACGCAAACAAGAACAACUACAGCCUGCAGAUAAACCCCGCCUCCUACGUGAAUCCCGACCACUUGCAGUACUUCAAGUUCAUCGGACGCUUCAUCGCGAUGGCCCUGUACCACGGCAGGUUCAUCUACAGCGGAUUCACCAUGCCCUUCUACAAGCGCAUGCUGAACAAGAAGCUGACCAUCAAGGACAUCGAGACGAUCGAUCCGGAGUUCUACAACUCACUCAUUUGGGUGAAGGACAACAAUAUCGACGAGUGCGGGUUGGAGCUGUGGUUCAGCGUCGACUUUGAGGUGCUCGGCCAGAUCAUCCACCACGAGCUGAAGGAGAACGGCGAGAAGGAGCGCGUGACGGAGGAGAACAAGGAGGAGUACAUCACCCUGAUGACCGAGUGGCGAAUGACGCGUGGCAUUGAGCAACAAACCAAGACGUUCCUGGAGGGCUUCAACGAGGUGGUGCCCCUGGAGUGGCUCAAGUACUUUGAUGAGCGCGAGCUGGAGCUGAUUCUGUGCGGCAUGCAGGACGUGGACGUGGAGGACUGGCAGCGCAACACUAUCUACAGGCACUACAAUCGCAACUCUAAGCAGGUCGUCUGGUUCUGGCAGUUUGUGCGCGAAACGGACAACGAGAAGCGGGCCCGCCUGCUUCAGUUUGUCACAGGAACGUGUCGCGUCCCGGUCGGUGGAUUCGCCGAGCUGAUGGGCUCCAACGGGCCGCAACGCUUCUGCAUCGAGAAGGUGGGCAAAGAGACGUGGCUGCCGCGCUCCCACACCUGCUUCAAUCGGCUGGACCUGCCGCCGUACAAGAGCUACGAUCAGCUGGUGGAGAAGCUGACCUUUGCCAUCGAGGAGACUGAGGGCUUCUGCCAGGAAUGAGUGGCAGUCGAUUUGUGGUCGGUUUGUUGAUUAAUGUUUAAUUCCAGUUGAGCGCCUGCGUUACCGUCCCGCGUACCCUUACCCCAUUUUCCAUUUUCCCCCUAUUCGUCGACCAUAUGUUGCGUUAAAUAGUUACUGUUAUUAUUAUUAUUAUAAAAUACGUAUAUAAAUUACUUACUACGUGUAUACAGUACACACACACCUAUGUAUAUCUGUCUGUAUUCCUAUGUUCGCUAAAACCACCUAAACUGUGUGUACGUACAACUAGGCCUUGAUUAAGUUUAGUGCCGUCAUAUCAAACGUAGUGUGUUACAAAUUUGUAUUUUAAUUGCUCUUUUUGUAUUCGUCUCCGUGAUUUGUCAGUUGUAACUUUAUGUCUCCAAAAAUUCCCCGAAAAAUAUCAUAAGCCUUGUCGGUAUGGCGAUUUAUUCAAGGAAUAGUUGCGUAUACAAACCCUCCGUUUUGGCUCGCUCACCGCAAUCGCAACCAAAUGUUAAGUUUUGCCAUAAGAUUGCACUCUGAUUGCUUCUAGUUCAAUUGUACAACGAGCUCUGGGCUUGCAGUGUUUUUAAACCACUUUAUUGGUGAAUUUAUAUUUAUAUUUAUACGCCUAUGCUCCCAUGUAAAUAGUUUACUCGACCGAAUUCAAAUUGUUAACGAACUGGGCUUGGUUUACUAGCAAACUGUUUUAAAUUGUUCAAUUGUUUGUCUCGUGUACACAACAACUUUAAAUGGAAACUAUAUAUUUUAACUAACACACACAAAUACGCGCAGGCAAUAUCCUGUGGGAACUUGAAACACCGCAAAACAAACAAAAAAAAAAUAUAUGAUGUUAGGUUUUAAACAGGCAAAACAAAAGGAUACACUUGAAUCAAUAAUACAUUCAAAUAGCAAUAAUUGUUGUUAACAAAUCGAAGAGGUGGCAGCGAUGCAUCAGAUACCACAUAUGCUAUAUGCUAUAUAUGUAUGCAGCCUAAGACAAAUCGGAGGACAGGGAGAGCGGCGUAUAUGGGGUUGAUGAUUGUGUACGAUUACAUAUUAAAUAUAUAUUAUAUAUUAAAUAGAUUUUAUUUAGUUUAAUGCAAUGUGUACUGUAUUAUAUGAAAUAAAUGCAAAAUUAUUUAGUGAUA
Molecule: messenger RNA, 4359 nt
Organism: Drosophila kikkawai
Lineage: Eukaryota; Metazoa; Arthropoda; Insecta; Diptera; Drosophilidae
Gene: Su(dx)
Product: Suppressor of deltex
Biological process (GO): protein polyubiquitination; proteasome-mediated ubiquitin-dependent protein catabolic process
Cellular component (GO): cytoplasm
Molecular function (GO): protein binding; ubiquitin protein ligase activity
Source: RefSeq, a predicted model, not a curated record